AUGAAGAAAGAUUUAAGUAAAAGACCGGUCAGAGCGAGGAGGAAGAAAACUAUGAAUUCGUUCUAUUAUAACAGCGAUUACAGUAAUGACUUAAACAGUGAGGAGUCCAAAGGACGAAUGAGCUUUCUAAAAAGAGGUGAAGCUUCCGACGAAUAUGAAACAUCAGGGACGAGUAAAACGAAGGAACAGAGGAAAUAUCAUGACAUGUAUAACCACAACCAAAGGGUAGGAAACAACCCAAUGAUGAAUGACCUCCGUGUCAAUUCGAUGAUAUCGCAUGAGAAUAAAAAAAAUGAAUUCUUUGACGAUAGUAACAACUUAAAGGAUUCAAGUGACAAUGAAAAAAGAAUCAGAAUAAAAAACCACCGGGCGCAAAACGAAGAAAUUUUGAACAUAAAAAAUGAAGAAAAAAUGGAGCACAAUGGAAAUAACAACUCCCUUAAGGCAGAUAAAGGGAAGAGCUACAACCCUGGUGCAAAUGGUUCUAGCAAAGCAAAUUGUAAUCGAGCCAAACAUUUAUCCAAUAGUAGUGAAAAUAAUUAUGCCAAAAUGGCAGAGAAGCUACCUCACGUAGUUGGCGUUCGAUUUGACAAAUCACAGAACAGAUGGCUUUCCGGCAUUUGUAUUAAUGGAAGGUGCAUCAAUAGAUACUUUCCAGUCUAUAAGUAUGGUUUUGAGGAGGCCAGAAGGCUAGCCAUACAACACAGGAAAAAUUUCGAAACGGCUAAUUUGGGUCACUUGAAGAAGCAGCAGGGCGAAUCGAAAACGUCCCACCUGAAUCUUCUGAACAUCAAUUCGCAAAUACCAAAUGGAUUUAAAGAUAUCCAUGGAAAGAACAAAUUGAUUUUCAAGUAUCUAUCGUACGACUCCAUCCAAAAGGAGUGGGUAGUCACAUACGACUACGACAACAAGGUCCUGGUGAAUAAAUUCCCCGUGGACAUCUACGGAUACAAUAACGCAUACGAAAUGGCCGUUCAGUGCAUCAACAGGUUGACGGUCUGUAAUCAGGAAAAAAUGUGUAAAAAUGUCAAUCAGGAUGCUAGCCAAAAUGUUAACCAGGAUGCUAGCCAAAGUCUCAACCAAAGUGCCAAUCAAAGUGCUAAUCAAAGUGUCGGUGCGAACGCCGGCCCAAUUGCAAAAAUGUUCAAAGGUGAAAAUAUGAAAGGACUAAUAGCGUCAGAAAAUGACCUCAGCGAACAAAGCGGCGUUGUUUCCGCAUCCCUCGCUCAACGUAAAGAAAAAACAAAUAAACUGUUUAACCUAGCGAAUAAGCUAUUAACAACCCCCAUUGAUAGUGAAGAAAUGAAUGGGCUAAUUUCCCAUCAUGAAAAUAAUAUGUACAACGGGGGUAGUAAACACUUCCUUGGAGGAGAGUACAAUAAUAACACAUACAGUAGUGAGUACCUCUCUGACAAGAAGCAGAAAGUGGGACAAUCAGAUUCGGAUGUAGGGAAUCCUCGUUCGGAUAAAACCCCCCACCCAAAUGAAUAUAACAAUUUUUACAAAAAUGAAACAUCGUUUUUGGGUAACGAUUUUCAUUACUUUAACAAUGCAAUAAAACAGUUAAACUCCACAAACAAUGCAAAUGAUAGUAGUAGUAGUCAUUUCAAGCCGGACUCGUACAACGAGUCAAGUUACGCAGCAGUGAACGGCUCCAGUUUCCCCCUCGUAGAGGACGAUGGAAUUAUUGGAAGCGUUUUUGAUAGUCAUAAAAAUAUCCUCACAAGUGGUGGUAGUAAUAUGCCAGGCAAAGACAUCAACGACGGCAACGAACAGUCAGAUUUGGCCUACUUGAGUAGUAUGAAAAGGAACAGUGAUGAUAACAGUGCCAAGCUAUUGCACCUUCUGAAUACCAGCCUUAUAAGCGAGGAAGACCAAAAUACUUACCACCUCUUGAACAACGUACUUAAGCAUAGCAACGUGAAUAAUAAAUCCAUCGAAAGUGGUAGCACCACGGUGAACCAUACGUUGGAUGAGGAGGAAAGUGAAAAAAGGGCUAUAGGAGUAGUAAAGUGGAACCAUCUGAUAAAGAGCCAGGAGUAUCAAGCGAUAAACAAUAAUGGGCAAUAUAGCAGUAAUAACAACAUGAACAACAUGAACAACGCCUGUAGCAGUAGUAGGAAGAAAGAGAAUCCCUUUCAAGGGAGUACCAAUGAAGGAAUAACGAAUCCGCAAAUUCUUGAAGCCUUUUUAAAAUUGAGCAGCGAAAAAGAUGGACCAUUAGACUCAUCCAUAAAUCUGGACGAAAAUGACCAACAGAGGGAGGACAAACAUGUGCGAAAUGAAUCACGACACUAUGGUGAGGAUACUGGAGAGGGAAGCCACGGUGACCAAAAUGACCUCACCAAUCGGGUGGAGAAAAAUCGCGCCUUUGGUCAAUAUUUCCACGGAGAAAGGGAAACAGAAGGAUCAGUACAUGCCAACGAUGAUGAGGAGAAUUUCCAAAAUGAAGUAGAAAAAAAAAGCAAAAUGAAUGAACAUUUAAAUUACGAAAAUCUACUCAACUUUAACAAAAUGAUAAGGAACCUAAUGAACAAGAAUAAUAAUAAUAACAGUUACAAUGAUGAGAAAAUUAUUAAAGGAAUGAACACCUUAAUAAAUAUGACUACUACCCCCGUGGGGGAUAAAACGGAUGAAAACGUAACGGAUCAGAACAGGGAUAAUGAACAGAGGAGUUAUGGUGCUUCCACCAUGAACGAACUGCAAGGUGUGGUCAAAAGGCACGUGGAGGCGUCCAUCAAUUAUGAAGAUUACAUCACAGUGAAGGAUGAACAGGACGAUGAUGCGAUGAAUGAGGAGGAGGAACAAGGGGAAGAUGCCACCCCGUUGAUGGAUCCCGAAAGUGAAAACCAGGUGCAGUCUGCUCAGAAUGAUGUGGCUGUUUGUCAUACGAGCAGUAAUGGCGACGUAGUAACAAACCAACCAGGCAGUGAAGAAGAGGAGAAACCGAAUGGGGAAAACUCCCCCCAUGAGGAUACGCAAAAAGAAGUGGAAGAGGAAUGCCCAGAAAAAAAUGUCGAAAAUAUAAUCGAUCAAAAUGCAGAGAACAGCAAUGCACCAAACGAUGCCGUGACAACAACGCAGGAGGAUAACCCAACGGAAGCAAACCAACUGGAGGAAAAAAAAACAAAGCAAAACAACGAAUGUAACGAAAUUGCUAUGACGCUAUACCCAUGGAAAAAAGGCAUACAGUGGAACGAGCAAAAAAAUAUGUGGGUAUGCAAAUUAUGGGACGAAAGUGGAAACGAAAUUACCAAACAUGUCUACGUGAAGAACAAAGAAGGAGUAGAAAUUGGUUAUAACUACUGCUCAAAGUUGAGAAUGAAUUCGUUUGAUUUUUACUUAAGCAGUGAAUUGAAGAAGUUCCCCCCAAUUGAAGAAAUUUCGUAUGACCUGCAAAACCUGUGCUUUGUGGUGGACUACAAGGAUGAGGAAAAGAAGAGGUACUCAUUCGAAGGGGGAAUAUGCAGGGCGUUCGAGGAUGCCGUGGAGUAUUUGAAUAAACGAAAGGGCGAGGAAAACAACGCAGCAGAAAAUGUAGAAGAGGGUGGCGAAGAACUUGACAGUGGUGGUGAUCGCGCUGAUGGUGAGAAGCAAAAUGCAGAGGAGGACCAAGAGGAAGGGGAUAGCCAGGUGGACAUGAACAAGGAGACAGAUGAAAAUAGCCAAACGGAUUUGAAUAACCAAACAAAUUUGAAUAACCAAACAGAUGGCAACCAUGACCCGCACAACAUUGCCGACUUUGUGCAGGACGAAAGGAACCACGCCCAGCUAGACGACACGUUCAAAGAAUUGAACUACUUCGAGUGCAGGCAAAAAUUACCAAGUAGUAACACGUGCGAGCAGACCAAGUUAGCCUACAGCUUGAAACCUUGGGUAAAAGGAAUAAUUUGGGAAGAAAAAAUGAAAAAGUGGGUUGUGUUCUUUAAAGACAUAAAUAAAAACUUAAGAAUAAGCUUUUUCAAUCCAUGUGACUAUAAUAACGAUGUUAUACUUUCUUAUAAAAAAUGCUGUGAGUAUUUUCUUCAAAUUAAAAAGUCCAAUAAUUUUGACGAAAAUGAGGAGGAUUUUUCUGAGUCCAUUCGAGACUUCAUUAAAAACUUUGAGUUUGAAAACACGACAGGUGAGCAUCACCCGAAUGAAGGUAACAAUGAGGGGGAUGAAAACGACGAUGAGGGUGGUGCAGGGGCAGAUCUGAUUAAAGCGAACCAAAGCAAAAGCCUAGAUUAUUAUAGUAAAGAUAAGGACCACAUGAAUUUUGGUGACUAUAACCAGGUGAAUAGUAGCUACCUCAGUAAGAUAAGUGAAAUGCUGCUUUCCAUGCGGAAGCAAAACAACAAUCGUAAUGGCAAUGAGCAGUAUGACGAUGAAUUGAAUGAGGAGGACCAGGAUGAUGCAGCUUCUAUGCAGCAGUUUCCAAAUGGUGGAAAAACGGCUGAAAAAAGAAAAUUCAACCUGAUGAACAAUGCAAAUGACAGUAACAAUUUAAGCUAUGCAGACGCAAGGAAGUUAAUAAAGUUGGAGUUACCCAACGAUGAGGUUCUUCACUCCUCUCAGAAUGGGAAUGACCUAAAGGGGAACAACGCUAUGGCGCUGCUUCAAGCAUAUAAGUACGCAGCAGAUCUAGCCGAUCGGAAAGGGAAUGGAAAAGGCGACUUGCUGUUUAUGCAAAAUAGCGAAUUUUUUAACCAAAUUAAUCAUUCCAAUCUUGUUGAUAAUGAGAAAACAAGAAAGAGGAAAAAGGGCAACAAACGAGCAUUUGGAAAGGGCAAACAUGGCAUUGGAGAAAACGCAGAUAAUGCUGCUGCAGGUAGCGAUAACACAGAAAGUGAUGACGAAAACGACCGGAACGAUGCAAACAGAAACAGCAACAGUGGUCGUACUGUGCGAAAAGGACUACUAGUGGAGAGCAAAAAAUAUUUUGACCUCCAAGAGAGUGGCCAUCUACUUAACGGAAGUAAUGACUACCUGUUGAAUGACGAAGAUGGAAGUUAUAAAAUGGAUUACUCCGGAUCGGAGAGGCAGAAAAAGGCAAAUCUAACCAAUGAAUAUGGUUACAACAUUACAUCCUCCACCCACAACAAUAAUAGCAAUACUUAUCAGGAGGAUGGUACGGCCAUCGCUGGAAGGGGCAUAAAGAACGAAGCAAAUUAUGACUCGAAUUUUCUAGGAGGGAAUAAUAUCGACUCCAAUAGCGACAUAAUGAUGAAUGGGAACAACGCAAAUAGUAAUCACAUAAAUUUGUUGAAGCAACAACAGGGAGUUGUAGCAGGGGCGGAUAUUGCCGCUAUGCUAGAGUAUGUUAGAAAUAAUGCCGAUAACGGUACUACUACUACCAUGAAUACAGACUUGACGCAUAGUAAUAAUAACGGCAAAGGGGGUGCCCUGCGAAAUUAUGAAAAGUACACAUCCAACAUGGACAAUAGAUCCAUUAACAAAACGAAUGAGAAGCUAGAUUCCCUUAUUGAGAACAACAUAAAUGUGAGACUGCCCAAAAGUGAAAUACUAAACCAAGCCGCGAGCUUGCCAAAGUUGCAAGGAAUGUUCUUUGACAAGAGAAGAAACUACUGGACUGUGAGUGUAUGCGGAUUUAGGAAAUCCUUUGGUGUUCGAACGAGAGGAGUGUACCAAGCAUACAAAAUGGCUGCCGAGUUUCGUAACCGAAUCUUAGAAACGAACAAAGGGAAAUGCUAUCCUCAGAAAAGCUCAAGUAUGUCUAGCAACUAUAAAUAUAAUUUAAAAAAUGCCAACAAUAAUGGACUGAUUAAAGACGAAAAAGGAAGUUUUGCACUUGAGUCUGCUGUGCCCAAUAUGGAGGACGAAAAUUUUAAAAAAAAAACCAUGUCUUUGUGUAACAUGGGCAAUGGUAAUAACGAUAAGGAUCUCCUUCCUGGGGGAGACCCACGAGGUGUAGCAGGCAUGGGAAGUGGUGCCUUCGGCUCAAAGGGAAACAACAACCUUGGAUUCGUUACCUCCAACAUUUAUGACUACCUUUGGGAUAAGAAGUCCAACGGAAUGGCAGGCGUCUCCGCAAGUAAUUGCAGUGCAGUUUGUGGUGCAGUUUGCACGGGAAUGUGUACCGCAAUUGGGGGAAGCACAAUUUGCAGCGGAGCCUGUGGCGGAAUCUGCUCAGGCAACUGUAGUGGAGGUAAGAAGGACGUAACGAACAACAGCACCACGAACAGCGUAAGUUAUGACGAAAAUUUUACCAAUUUGGAGGACGAUAAAACAAACCUGAAUGGAAAGACUAAUAAAUACAUUGGUGAAAAAAGACUCCGAGGAAAUUAUAUCCCAUCCAAGAACGAAAAUGGAAUAAUGUCAAUGAUGACGGAUUCGAAUUUAAUGCAGCUGUUAAAUGAAGGAACAGGAGCAGAGGCAUUGCUCAGAGAUAACAAAACUGGCCAAUUGAAGAAACUAAACGGGCACAAUGUGUCCUCUAGCAAUAGCGCCAUAAGCAACAACGGUGGGAACCCAACCAAUUAUUCCCCAACACAUAUAUACGAAGUGGAUAAUAAUAACGGUAACCAGGAUUAUUACCUGAAGGGGGAGGAUGGAAAAACUGACUUGAAUAAAUCAGAAGAUUACAAAAAUGGAAAGAGCAACAGUAGUAGCAACCAUGUGAGUCCAAGCAUGAAUUUGAUAAAAGCUGCCAUGAACAUGAACAGCGAUGAUGGAAGCAAGACGGGUAAUGUAAGCUUUGCCGGGCUGGACAGCGAUGAUGCUCCAAAUAACAACCUGCACAAAAUAUCAACAACGUUCGGCGAGCAGCUUUCACAUGAGGAGCCCUACGGAAAAAACGUCACCCAUAACGACUACGACGUGCACACACAGAACAGUAAAGCGAUGACCGAAGUAGAAUUGCUAAAUAAAUUGAUAUCGCACAACAUCGACGAAAAUUUGUGCUUAUCCUUUUCAAAUAAUAUGCCAUAUUCAGGAGACGAAAACUAUGAACAAGGAAAAGAAGAUCUAUACAAAACGUACAACUUCGAUGGGGAUAAUAAGUCGUUCAAUUUUGGCUCACUGUUAGACGAAACUGUCGAAGAAAGAGACAUACGAAUAAACAAAGAGGUCCACAAGUGCAAAUUUGUCGAAGGGCUCAUAUAUGACGAAGCUAACAAGUGCUUUCGAAUUAAGAUUAAUGGGUACAGGAAGGCUUACUCAGUUAUAAGACGUGGUGUUAAAGAGGCCUACAAGUUGAGCAUUGCAGCUAUUCAACAGAUUCGGGGGCAGGCACACAUCGGAGCACUAAGCGGUCUGAAUAUCGGCCUGAACGGCAACAGCCCAAGUAGUGGAAAUCUCGUCGGUGGAAAACUGAACAACACAUCCGAGCAGGGACAAAUAAACUCCAACAACUUAACACACCUUUACAACUCCAGCCCAGAAAAUUCCAAACACGGCCCACUCUACAACUAUCAUCAGUACAAGAACAAGCAGGAAACGCAGAACGAUUUCGCAGAUGGCAUGUUUGAAAAAGCACCCGAUGUAAACAAUAAUGAAUCCACGCAAGUGGACUCGAACAGAGACGAUUCCUUGGGCGAAACGAAAAAGGUCCCAAGAGAAAAUAACAAUGCCUUCCCAACACUCAACAUUGACGACAAGUAUUAUGAGCUUCUCAAAACGGCCAUCAUCAUUUGCCUGAAUGACAUUCUAAUGAAUUCCAUCCCCAAGUUGUUUCAUCUAUACAAAAAUAUCAGCUCCACAACGAACGUAAAAAUUGAAGACGUGUUAAAUACCGAGAAGAAGAAAAAGGAGCAGUCCAUCAAGUACCACAUAGAGUACACCCAGAAUUCCAUUGGUGUAUCAUCUCUUAUUCCGUACCUUCGACUGUUUAGCAUGGAAAUUUUAAACAACGUUCUGCCGUCAACCCAGUCCCUCGAAAUUCAGAGGCAGAUCAUCCACUCGCUCGAUUUGCAGACCUACAACACGUCCUACUGA
This is a messenger RNA of Plasmodium coatneyi, 7935 nucleotides long. Its product is annotated as Malaria antigen. Gene Ontology annotation, biological process: regulation of DNA-templated transcription. Lineage: Eukaryota; Apicomplexa; Aconoidasida; Haemosporida; Plasmodiidae. The coding region runs from base 1 to 7935 and encodes 2644 amino acids. Gene Ontology annotation, molecular function: DNA-binding transcription factor activity. The transcript is spliced from 3 exons. The record is from RefSeq and is a predicted model, not a curated record.